AUGGCAGACCAGUCUGCGGUUCUGGUCGGCCUCCAGCACCUGAAUAUCGAGACUUAUGUCAAUGCCUGUGCUAUAACGAUUCUCGCGUAUGAUUAUCUUCUGACUUUACCAUACGAGAUCAAGUACAUGUGGACUCAGAAAUGGAGCCUCAUCAAAGUGUUGUUCUUUUUAACUCGAUACCCUGUAUUUUUCGAUACGUACAACUCGGUCACAAUCUUUCGGCUGAAGUUUGCCAUGCCCUUUACAGCGCUACUGGAUGGCUCAUCAUAUUUGGGAUCGCCGUUGCUGAAGGUUCGCCUGUUUUUCGCCAUGCAUCGACUGUCCGCCCACCCACCGACUUUAAAAGGCAUCAUCAUCAUGCGAACGUGGGCUAUCUGGGGUCGGCGAAAAUCCAUAGGAAUCUUCCUCAUCUCCUUGUUCACCGCGUCUCUCAUCACUGCAUGUGUCUGUCUGGCUUUGUUUGAAAAAUCCACCCGAUUUGUUCCGAUAUCGACUCUCGGCCCUCUGUCGACAGGCAAGGGCUGCCUUGCCGACCGUGCAAAUAUAGAUGUCGUUGGGACCUAUGCUAGUUUCACCGUGUUCGACACUGUCAUUGUAAUCCUCACAGUCAUCAAAGGGUUACAGCUCAGAGAACUUCACCCCUCACACUCCAAUCUGUUUCUGACUCUGUACAGAGAUGGAAUGCUAUUCUACGUUACUCUAUUCGUCAUUGUGGCCGUCGCCACGGACCUCAUGCUUCUUUUGCUCGGGCUGCAACGUGUAUUGUACUCGGUCCUCUCGGCACGUAUCCUGUUCCACAUACAUCAAGCGGUUGAGCCUCCACCGAUGAGCUUUGCACAAAACGAUAUGCCUAUGAAAUUCGCCGUGCACCGAACACCUCGGCAGACCCGAGAUCAGGAGAGUGGUGCGAGCUGCUCGACAGAUGUUGAGAUGGCCGUUUUUGAUGUUCGAUAG
This is a messenger RNA of Heterobasidion irregulare TC 32-1, 954 nucleotides long. RefSeq lists its product as uncharacterized. Lineage: Eukaryota; Fungi; Basidiomycota; Agaricomycetes; Russulales; Bondarzewiaceae. The coding region runs from base 1 to 954 and encodes 317 amino acids. The transcript is spliced from 14 exons. The record is from RefSeq and is a predicted model, not a curated record.